Messenger RNA from Anarrhichthys ocellatus (wolf-eel), 1312 nucleotides. RefSeq names its product rho GTPase-activating protein 42-like. The record is from RefSeq and is a predicted model, not a curated record. Gene Ontology annotation, molecular function: GTPase activator activity. The transcript has 6 exons. The annotation marks the transcript as partial. NCBI's taxonomy places the organism in Eukaryota, Metazoa, Chordata, Actinopteri, Perciformes, Anarhichadidae.
UCAACACCUCGGGGGGUUGCACACAAAGGCAACCGGCCACGUAAUCAGAUUCUGCAGCUUAUCAUACCCCCCGAUAUAACAAGCAGGAGUUUUCACAAAUGGAUAGACGCGCGAUUAAAUGAGAUUCUGCGCUUGCACUGAGGAUCAAUAUUUUCAGAGUGUUGUAUUGCAGGCAGUUACUGCAGGCCAUUUAAUGGUACUGUGUCAAGAAGAAGAAGAAGAAAAAUAAAGAGGUAGAACUGGGUGUAAAACUACAGCUGCUGCCGUGCCCUCUCCUUUCCAUCACCAUGACCUCACCGCUCGCAGCCCGAGGGCUCAAAUUUCUCUCUGACCCGAAAUGUCAGCGCCGUUGCCCCGACAAUUUCCACUCCCGUGACCCUCUCUCCAUGUCCUCAGAUGCAGAGGGCUCUAAUAGGAGGUGGACAAGGUGAGGCUGUCUCUCUAGUAAGGGGAUAUAUGAGACAGCCUCACACUGACCUUUUUAAAUAAAAAUAGAAAAGAGUCGUUCAUUUGGACGACCUCAAGUGUAUUCCUCCAAUAUAGACACAGUGUAUUUGAAUUAGAUGCUGCAUCUUGUAGUUCCAAACAGUUUGCCAUUGGGUACUUUCCCCCAGGUGUCCUCACGCCGGAGCACAAAUGUGAAGCAUUUAUCAGCGGUUGACGUGUUUUUGCUUUGUUGAGCCUUGAUGCAGGCAAAGUAAGGGCACUUGAGAUGAGAAACUGCAGGAAAAAAAAAAAAAAUGAAGUCACACAAGACUUCCUCCGCUAAUGCAAUUACAAUCCAAUCCUGCGCAGACCCGAAACAACUUUGUGAGCACUAAGCAGGAAGUGGAGAAGCUGAUGAAGAGGAUAAGGUCUGCAGAUCAGGACUAUAAACCCCCAGGCCAGUGGACGAUGGAGGGCUUCCUGUACGUCCAGGAGAAACGUCCCCUGGGAUGCACUUGGACGCGUCACUACUGCACAUACGAGAAAGGCAGCAAGACCUUCAGCAUGAGCAACACUGAAAGUAAAUCGGCCGCGAAGCAGAACGGUCUUGUCCUUAACCAGCCGGAGUUGUUCAAGCUCAAGUCCUGCAUUCGGAGGAAAACGGACUCCAUCGACAAGCGUUUCUGCUUUGAUAUUGAAGUGCUGGAGAGAAAUGACAUCUAUCGUGGAACUCUUUUCAGGCCGCUUCAGUUUUUCUGUAAAGUCCGGCAUGGCGUUAUGACACUGCAGGCACUCUCCGAGCCCAACAGAAGAUUGUGGCUGGAGGCCAUGGAUGGCAAGGAGCCGAUUUACAACCUGCCCGCCAUACUAAGCAAAAAAGAAGAAA